AUGGAUACUCAAGACGAAUUGGUGCUUUACCAGCAGAGUCUGCAGCGAGAAAUCGAAAGCAAAGAGUAUUUUUUGAAGCAGGCAAAAGCAGCACUACAGCUGCAGAGAAAUUCAUCAGAUCAAAUCCUGAAAGAUGAUAUAGGACUCUGGAAUUCGUUCAUGGAAAAACCUAUGUUCUUUCCCGAUCGUUCUGACCCUCUGGGGUGGAGCUUGGCCUCGUGCGAAUUGAGAAAUCGGCUCAAGUCCAACGAGCAGUACUUGGAGCUGGAGCCUCUAGAACCCCUACGAGAAACGCUCAAACUACAAGAAAGACUCAAUACAGGGUUGGAAACACUUGAGGCCUUGCUCAAAUCAAGGCUUGAAGGCCACCAAAAUGCGAAAACAAAACGCAGAUCAUCAAUUUCAGCGGAGUCUUGCAAUGUUAAAUUGUGGGACAUUUUGAACUUACUGAUCCGGAACUUUGUUGCCGUCGACCUUUCAUCGAAGGGAUCCGAUAUCGACCAGGUGGCAGCUACAAUGCUGGAUGUGUUAAAACAUUUGUUGCAAGUAGAUCGCAAAGUAUCGGUGGAAGAAUUUAGUGGCCAAUGUUCGGGACUUUAUAGAAUCUUAUUGAGGGCUAACUGUAUACGCAAGUCGAAAGACGGCCGUUUUAUUGAGCUCGCUGACUUUUUUGAAGAGUUUUAG
This is a messenger RNA of Lachancea lanzarotensis, 684 nucleotides long. It is a transcript of the gene MCM22, whose product is annotated as LALA0S02e04016g1_1. The transcript has a single exon. Lineage: Eukaryota; Fungi; Ascomycota; Saccharomycetes; Saccharomycetales; Saccharomycetaceae. Bases 1 to 684 code for a protein of 227 amino acids. The record is from RefSeq and is a predicted model, not a curated record.